Molecule: messenger RNA, 873 nt
Organism: Saccharomyces eubayanus
Lineage: Eukaryota; Fungi; Ascomycota; Saccharomycetes; Saccharomycetales; Saccharomycetaceae
Gene: SSO1
Product: syntaxin
Exons: 1
Coding region: 1-873 (290 amino acids)
Biological process (GO): exocytosis; intracellular protein transport; vesicle fusion
Cellular component (GO): SNARE complex; endomembrane system; plasma membrane
Molecular function (GO): SNAP receptor activity; SNARE binding
Source: RefSeq, a predicted model, not a curated record
AUGAGUUACAACAAUCCAUAUCAGAUGGAGACCCCUUUCGAGGAAUCAUAUGAAUUGAACGAAGGCUCCAGUGCUGCCGGUGCCGAUGGCCACGAUUUUGUGGGGUUUAUGAAUAAGAUCAGCGAGAUUAAUCGCGAUCUUGAUAAGUACGAUCACACCAUCGACCAAAUUGAUUCACUGCACAAGAGGCUUCUGACCGAAGUCAAUGAAGAGCAGGCGGGCCAUUUGAGGCAUUCUUUGGACAAUUUCGUGGCACAAGCGAAAGAUUUGCAAUUUAAACUGAAAAGUGAGAUCAAAAGUGUUCAAAUGGACGGGAUACACGACACAAAUAAACAAGCUCAGGCAGAAAACUCCAGGCAAAGAUUCUUGAAGCUGAUCCAGGACUAUAGAAUCGUGGACUCCAACUACAAGGAAGAGAACAAAUCCCAAGCCAAGAGGCAGUACAUGAUCAUUCAGCCAGAGGCCACCGAAGACGAAGUCGAAGCCGCUAUAAGUGAUGUGGGAGGCCAGCAGAUAUUUUCACAAGCGUUGUUGAAUGCAAACAGACGUGGAGAAGCCAAGACUGCUCUUGCAGAGGUCCAGGCAAGACACCAGGAGUUGCUGAAAUUGGAAAAAUCCAUGGCUGAACUAACACAGUUGUUCAAUGACAUGGAAGAGCUCGUAAUAGAACAACAGGAGAACGUGGACGUCAUUGAUAAGAACGUUGAAGACGCUCAACUGGACGUAGAGCAAGGUGUCGGCCACACAGACAAGGCCGUCAAGAGUGCCAGAAGAGCAAGAAAGAACAAGAUCAGAUGCUGGUUGAUUGUUUUCGCCAUCAUCAUUGUUGUCGUCAUCGUCGUUGUCGUGCCAGCCGUUGUUAAAUCGCGUUGA